Phytophthora nicotianae INRA-310 is the source of this 426-nucleotide messenger RNA. RefSeq lists its product as hypothetical. The annotation marks the transcript as partial. NCBI's taxonomy places the organism in Eukaryota, Oomycota, Peronosporomycetes, Peronosporales, Peronosporaceae. The record is from RefSeq and is a predicted model, not a curated record. The transcript has a single exon.
AGACCUACGUCGACUUUGCGGCUGGCCUACGCGAUCUUACUGGACAGAACCAAGUCAGUGAGCGGAUCCUGCUGGCCCAGUUCUAUCGAAGCCUCGACAAAAACGACACGGCAACUGGUGAAGCAACCACCGAAACCACGGAAGCUCGAAGAAGCCGUGGACAAGGCGACCGAGAUCGACGAUCCCAUCGACAAUGUCGUACAAGGAAUGCACAACAUUGGACAGGCUUGGUCAACGGCCCCAAACACAUAUCUGGUACUAAUGGACGGCACGACCGGGCAGGUACUCGUCAUUCCAGAUGUUGGUAGUGGCGUGGGAGCCAUGGAAGAGGGAAACGGUAUGGUGAGGACGGAUGGCGAGGAUUUGGCGUACUUCACGAACCCACAAGGCGUCUGGAAUAAGUACACGGGACUUGGGAGUACCUGA